AUGUCUACUCAAAAAGCCAUUAUCGUCACCGAACCAAAGAAGGCUGAAUUGGUCACUGACCGUCCCAUCCCCACCCUGCCAGACGACUACAUCCUUGUGAAGAACAUCGCCGUGGGCUUAAAUCCCACCGACUGGAAAUCAAUCACUCAAUAUGCCCCAACCGGCGUCCAGACAGGAUGCGACUUCGCCGGGUUAGUCGAAGCAGUUGGCAAUAACGUGAAGAAGCAAUGGAAGAAAGGCGAUCGUGUAUGCGGCUUCGCUCACGGCUGCAACACCGUGCGGCCAGAAACGGGUUCGUUCGCGGAGUGGAUUAUUGUCAAGGGCGAUAUUGCCAUGCGCUUACCGGGUAACCUGAGCUUCCAAGAAGGUGCCACUCUUGGUGUGGGCAUCGCGACGGUCGGUCAGGCGCUUUAUCAAAGCUUGAAACUUGCUCUCCCUACGAAUCCUAUCACGGAUGCUACUCCGAUUUUGAUUUAUGGUGGCUCGACAGCCACUGGGACGCUGGCUAUUCAGUUUGCCAAAUUGUCUGGUUAUACUGUGCUCACUACGUGUUCGCCGCGCAACUUCGACCUUGUCCGGCGUCUCGGUGCAGACGCAGUCUUUGAUUACAGGGAUAUGGAGGCUGCUUCUGAGAUCAAGAAGCUCACUGAUGAUAAUUUGAAGCUCGUCUUUGACUGUAUCUCGCUGGAGGAUAGUGUUAAGUUCUGUGAUGCGGCUAUAUCUUCCUCGGGUGGUGACUACAGCAAUCUUCUGGCCGGGAGAAUUGAGCGUGAGAAUGUGAAUAGUCGGUCUACUGCGGCUUACAGUAUAUCUGGGGAGGAUUGGCAAUAUGGCGGUGGGGAUAUACCUGGUAAGCCAGAAGACAAGGCUCAUGCUGAAAUGUUUUUCCCUAUCGUGGAGGUUCUGUUGCAGCAAGGGAAGGUCAAGGUUCACCCUCCCAAGGUUGGUAAGGAGGGAUUGAAGGGUGUUUUGGAGGGGUUGGAGUUGCUGAAGAAUGAAAAGGUCAGCGGUGAGAAGCUGGUUUACAACAUCGACGAGACGCCGUAA
Molecule: messenger RNA, 1047 nt
Organism: Penicillium odoratum
Lineage: Eukaryota; Fungi; Ascomycota; Eurotiomycetes; Eurotiales; Aspergillaceae
Product: zinc-binding alcohol dehydrogenase family protein
Exons: 1
Coding region: 1-1047 (348 amino acids)
Molecular function (GO): oxidoreductase activity, acting on NAD(P)H
Source: RefSeq, a predicted model, not a curated record